UUACUAUGCGACUUUCCUAUUUUCAUAUUCUUCUUUAACAGGAAGAAGACAAAGAUGUUCUCUAAGAUACAAACCAUAUUGUUUCUAACAUGUUUUGCUUUUGCUAUCUUUCCUGGAGGAUCCAAUGCCCUCGACUGCUCAGAUGAUGAGUUACAAAACUGUAACAGAGCUAGCUAUGAGUUACACGCCAUGGGUAUGAAAUCACAGAUUUGCAGUACCACCAGCAGAAAAAUGAAGUGUAUAAAAUCAGUAACUGAUUACUGCAACUCAAAACCCAUAGCACCUGCCCUGGUUAUCAGCAAAGGAAUAACUUCUACGGAUCUGUUGAAAGAACAGCGAAAGAAGUGGGGAUGUGAUAAUACAAAUGGAGGAGAGAACCUAAAGACUUGUCUAAUAACAAAGGGAAAGGAGGAGGUAAUGGAGACUAAUGGAGUGUUAAUUCUGGUGAGG
This is a messenger RNA of Saccostrea cuccullata (small rock oyster), 450 nucleotides long. RefSeq lists its product as uncharacterized. The record is from RefSeq and is a predicted model, not a curated record. The annotation marks the transcript as partial. The transcript is spliced from 5 exons. NCBI's taxonomy places the organism in Eukaryota, Metazoa, Mollusca, Bivalvia, Ostreida, Ostreidae.